AUGUCUAAACGUAAAACUGGCACCGCGGUAUGGGACGAAGUAGCGUCGAGCAGCCAAUCGUGGGUUGAGGACGGGUGGAAGAGGGCGAGGAAUCUCGUAAAAAGCGGUGGAUUUUCUCCCGUCAACGUCCAACGUAAAUCAACGGAGCGAUUGGACAUCGUCGAGAACAACUCUUGGAACAUGCGGCGACGUUGUGACACCCUAUAUACCCGAGCCGCAAGAAGAGGACCCAUCGACUUAGCCCACAUGGACGGGUCUUUCGGUAAUCCUAGGCGGCCUGGCCUUGAGGCAGCCCCUGUUGCCCUCGUGACCCAAGCUUCCACUGGCUCAGAACCCGCAGCACGGCUCUCGGAUUUGACAGGUUCGACCAAUGGCCAUGUCGAUAGUCAAGAUGUAAAGGGGGAGGCGAAAGCCCAACGAAGGACUUCCAAACGACCGUAUGUGAUGACAGGGUCCAUUUCUAGCCCGCCUGGUGACGGUAUUUGGUGA
This is a messenger RNA of Coprinopsis cinerea okayama7#130, 489 nucleotides long. RefSeq lists its product as hypothetical. The transcript is spliced from 4 exons. Lineage: Eukaryota; Fungi; Basidiomycota; Agaricomycetes; Agaricales; Psathyrellaceae. The record is from RefSeq and is a predicted model, not a curated record. The coding region runs from base 1 to 489 and encodes 162 amino acids.